This is a messenger RNA of Penicillium expansum, 234 nucleotides long. RefSeq lists its product as uncharacterized. Bases 1 to 234 code for a protein of 77 amino acids. The record is from RefSeq and is a predicted model, not a curated record. The transcript has a single exon. Lineage: Eukaryota; Fungi; Ascomycota; Eurotiomycetes; Eurotiales; Aspergillaceae.
AUGCUCACGCGGUUACGCACCCGCGCCCUCGCAAGAUCGAAUGCUCGCUGGGAUAUUCUACUCGAGGUAACUUUCAUCAUGCACAUGGUGCAGGAUAAUUUGGGCCGCCCACAUCCUCGUCAUACCCGCAUUGGGAACAUCCUCCUCGCCAUGGAGCAGUAUAUGGAGGAGCAACACGACGAGCGAAUUGCUUCAGCAAUCUGGGACGAUACUAGGGACUUCGAGUUAAAUUGA